AUGCAUGAUGAUGGAAAUGCAGUCAUCGUCAAAUUGCCCUUGAGGAGGGUCUUCAUCUUCAGUGGAGAGUUCCACUACGAGCGGCUACCAGUACCUGAGCUCUGGCGCGAUGUGCUGGAGAAGUACAAAGCAAAUGGCUUGAACGCCGUAUCUGUGUACUUCUUCUGGAGCUACCACAGUGCUCGACAAGGCGAGUUCGACUUUACUUCUCCUGGAAAGGUCCUGGAAAGGUCCUGGAAAGGUCCUGGAAAGGAUAUCCAGAGGCUUCUCGACAUUGCGAAGGAGGUCGGACUCUAUGUGAUCGCCAGGCCAGGACCUUACUGCAAUGCCGAGACCGAUGGAGGGGCUCUCGCCGUGUGGGGCUCCGAUGGUAGUCUGGGGUCUAUCCGAACGUCCGAUGAAACGUAUCACCAGGCGUGGCUCCCCUGGAUGAAUGCCGUUAACGAGAUUCUGUCAAAGAAUCAGAUUGAUGACGGUGGGCCAAUCAUUCUGUAUCAGAUCGAGAAUGAGCUGCAGGAGACUAGACACGAAGCCAACGACACCCUCAUUUUGUACAUGGAACAGAUCGAAGAGGCUACACGAGAGGCAGGAAUUAUUGUUCCCUUCACGUCAAAUGGAAAAGGCAUGCGAUCUCAGAGCUGGUCCACAGAUUACCAGGACGUCGGCGGUGCGGUUGAUAUCGAUGGCCUAGACAGCUACCCGGGUGGCCUAAGCUGCACCAACAUCAACAGCGGCUUCAACCUUCCAGAGAGCAUGCCUGAGUUCGAGGCUGGCCGGUUCUCCGCGUGGGCCGGUGACUUCUACGAUCAGUGCCUAGCAGAGCACGAUCCUGCAUUCGCGGAUAUCGACUACAAGAACAACAUUGGCCAACGUGUGACUCUACAGAACCUCUACAUGGCAAACAACAUCACAUCGCAUCUCGGAAACCUUGCAGCACCGGUAGUGUACACAAGCUACGACUACUCUGCCCCGCUUCGAGAGACGAGAGAGGUGCAACUCAAGUUCAAGCAGACCAAGUUGAUAGGUCUGUUCACCCGAGUGUCCCAGGACCUCCGUAAGACCAUCAUGGUGAGCAAUGGCACGAAGAAUGCUGCCUCCUCCGCAGACGUCUUCUCGUGGGUAUUGAGGCACCCCGAGAACCAAGCUGGGUUCUAUACUUUCCAGCACAAUACCUCCUCGUCGAGAGCGGUCACUACCUUCGAAGCCUAUCUGGAUACCUCACUUGGUAGCGUUACGGUGCCCAACCUGCAGCUCAAUGGCCGGCAAAGCAAGAUUGUAACCACAGACUACCACUUUGCCAACCACACCUUACUUUACUCGAGCGCCGACAUUCUCGCCUGGGGCACUUUUGGUGGGUCUGAGGUACUGGUCAUGUAUGCCGACGUUGGACAGACUAGCGAAUUUGCCUGGAAGACAUCUGGAGGCAACGCGACAUUUCGGACGUAUGGUACAGCAAAACUUAGCCCGCAGCGAAGGACAACGGCCACGAACUCUUCAACGCUCACCAGCUAUGCGUAUACGCAGACUGCUGGGUCUACAGUCGUCGUCUUCGACAAUGGAGUUACUGUGUACUUGCUGGACACCGAGACUGCUAAGAACUUCUUUGCCCCGCCGCUGUCUUCUGAUCCUAUCGUGUCACCUGAGCAACAGGUGUUUGUACUCGGGCCGUACAAUGUCCGCAGUGCUUCGCUAGAUGGUGGCACAAUCAACUUGACUGGCGACAACGCCAAUGCUACAGCGCUCGAAGUGUUCGUAGGAACAGAAGCCGCUUCGGUCACCUGGAAUGGCAAACCAGUGGACACUGAACGUACAGCCUAUGGUGCCUUGCGAGCUACCUUACCAGGAGCAGAAGACCGCACGAUCAGCCUUCCUGAAUUGUCAUGGCGGACUGCCGACUCGUUACCCGAACUACGACGUGACUACGACGACUCACGUUGGACUGUCUGUAACCACACAACCACAAAGUGUCCAGUAGCACCUCUGACAUUACCUGUUCUGUUCUCCUCUGACUACGGAUACUAUGCUGGUAUCAAGAUUUACAGAGGCUAA
Molecule: messenger RNA, 2049 nt
Organism: Fulvia fulva
Lineage: Eukaryota; Fungi; Ascomycota; Dothideomycetes; Mycosphaerellales; Mycosphaerellaceae
Product: putative beta-galactosidase C
Exons: 9
Coding region: 1-2049 (682 amino acids)
Biological process (GO): carbohydrate metabolic process
Cellular component (GO): vacuole
Molecular function (GO): beta-galactosidase activity
Source: RefSeq, a predicted model, not a curated record